Phytophthora sojae is the source of this 801-nucleotide messenger RNA. RefSeq lists its product as hypothetical. The record is from RefSeq and is a predicted model, not a curated record. Gene Ontology annotation, cellular component: U2-type catalytic step 1 spliceosome. Gene Ontology annotation, biological process: mRNA splicing, via spliceosome. The coding region runs from base 1 to 801 and encodes 266 amino acids. The transcript is spliced from 2 exons. NCBI's taxonomy places the organism in Eukaryota, Oomycota, Peronosporomycetes, Peronosporales, Peronosporaceae.
AUGGGCGAGCGCAAGGUGCUGAACAAGUACUUCCCGCCGGACUUCGAUCCGUCGCUGAUCCCGCGGCGCAAGAAGCCCAAGAAUGAGCAGGUGGAGGUGCGCAUGAUGCUGCCCUUCUCCAUCCAGUGCGCCACCUGCGGCGAGUACAUGUACCGCGGCAAGAAGUUCAACUCGCGCAAGGAGGAGGUGCUGGAGGAGAACUACCACGGCAUCCGCAUCUACCGCUUCUACAUCAAGUGCAUCACGUGCUCGUCCGAGAUCACCUUCAAGACGGACCCCAAGCGCGGCGACUACGUGGCCGAGCACGGCUGCCAGCGCAACUUCGAGCCCUGGCGCGAGACGGAGGACGAGCAGGAGGCCGCCAUCGCCCAGCGCGCCGAGGAGGAGAAGGGCGACGCCAUGAAGGCGCUCGAGAACCGCACGCUCGACUCCAAGCGCGAGAUGGACAUCCUGGACGCGCUGGACGAGAUCAAGGCCAUCAACCAGCGCCACGCCAAGGUGGACACGGACAAGCUGCUGCAGCAGCACGCUGACGAGGGCAAGCUCAGCAAGGAGGAGCAGGAGGAGCAGCUCGAGGAGGACCGGCGCGAGGCGCAUCGCGUGUUUGCGGAGAGGCAAAAGCUGCAGCAGAAGCAGAACACGCUGAAGAGGCCAGUAGCAGCAGCGCCGCUUACACUGGCGGUGACGAUAAAGAAGAAGACCACAGUAGUUGCCAAGAAGAAGAAGAAGGCCAAGGCGAAGGCACCAGCAGCACCUGUAGCCAGCCUAGUAGCUGAAUAUAGUGACAGCAGCGACGAAUAG